Penicillium bovifimosum is the source of this 990-nucleotide messenger RNA. RefSeq names its product dual specificity protein phosphatase family protein. The record is from RefSeq and is a predicted model, not a curated record. The transcript has a single exon. Gene Ontology annotation, molecular function: protein tyrosine/serine/threonine phosphatase activity; F-box domain binding. NCBI's taxonomy places the organism in Eukaryota, Fungi, Ascomycota, Eurotiomycetes, Eurotiales, Aspergillaceae. Gene Ontology annotation, cellular component: nucleoplasm; cytoplasm. Gene Ontology annotation, biological process: regulation of ERK1 and ERK2 cascade; negative regulation of protein binding; negative regulation of SCF-dependent proteasomal ubiquitin-dependent catabolic process. The coding region runs from base 1 to 990 and encodes 329 amino acids.
AUGUCGCAGAAUGGACAUUCCCAUUAUGUUCGCACUCAGGAGUACACAGCUGGCCCAGCAUAUGCCAGGCCCUCAGGCCCUCUCGGGACGUCAGCCUACUACGGGGCCGCGCACUCAGCUGUUCCAGACAUUGAGGCCAUAAGCACGCGAGGAAUGAGCACUCAUGACUUUGCAGAGGGUGACUUCGUCAGCGAGAGGUUCUCCAAUCACGUCGACCUAGGCGGAUCAAUUACACCCCGCUCCUUCAGCCCUUCGCAGUGGACAUACGCGAUGCGGCACCAGGCUCAGUCCGUCCUCCCAUUCUUGUAUCUGGGCUCUUCUGCAUGUCUACGUGAUAAAGCCUACAUGCUCGAGGAAGGCUUUACACUACUACUUGCCGUUCGAAGUCGGCACUCCUUUCUUGCGCGCUUCGUCUCUGGCGACAAGGCCGCGGCUGAACUUGGUAUCAUGGCAGACACUGUUGAUGUCAUGGAUCACCAAGAGCUCAUUUCGGCGUUUCCACGCGCCAUUCGACGCAUUAAUGACCACCUGGAUGGCACGGAUCUGGCGAUGAACGGGGUGAAGUUGGACGAUCAACAGCCGAAGAGAAAAGUGCUUGUAUUCUGCGAAUCAGGAAAUGAACGUUCUGCUGGUGUCGUCGUUGCAUAUCUUAUGGUCAUGCUCGGUAUCAAUCACGCCCAGAGUGCACAGUUGGUUCAGCAGCGUCGUUUCAGUGUCGCGAUCGAGGAUGAUAUGAAAUGCAUCCUCGUGGCUUUCGAGCAUAUUCUUUCUGCUAAGCGUGAUGUUGAACGCGCGAAACAAACUCCUACUGUUUCUGGGUUUGCCACUCUUGCGCCCCCUCCGCAAUCUCAGACGCUUUCCAAGAAGCGAAGUUUUCGAGACCGUAUCAUGGAUGAUGAUGAUGAUGAUGAUGACAUGGCUGUGGACGGCGACGGAAUUCGCUUUGAUGAGCGAAUGCCGAGUGCUCCAUUCCAGGACCGCGCGUUCUAG